AUGUGGAUUUUUGGGGCAAUGAUGAUGUUUUUCCACUGGGCUUAUUCUGCGAGGAAUGAUGACAUAUUUGUUUUGUCUAGCAUAAAACCUGAAGCUGCAGAGGACUUAAACCGCCAUGGUGUGACAUAUUAUUGUUUGGCAAUAGUUACUGAGGUUUCUAUGGUUGAUGAAUACCAGAAUGGCUUCAUAGUCAAAGUUGCAAAGAAUAUUGGUCUGGACGAAGACUUAAACAAACUCGAACAUGCAAUAUUUCUCAAUAUCACAAUAAACGUACGGAUAUGGAAAGCACUUACCUGCAAAACACACAUGAAUGACAAUUUCACACUAAUCAAGUCCCUCUUAGCCCCCACAAAUCUGGGUGAGGAUGUUUGUGGUAUCUGUGUUAAACAGGAUGGAGUCUGUUUGGCUUCUUUCGCAGAGACAUCCGGAAAUUAUUGGGCGAGGAUGCUAUUGAAUCUGUCAUCUCAGCUGUAA
Triticum turgidum subsp. durum (durum wheat) is the source of this 474-nucleotide messenger RNA. Lineage: Eukaryota; Viridiplantae; Streptophyta; Magnoliopsida; Poales; Poaceae. The record is from the annotation of a GenBank genome assembly.